Molecule: messenger RNA, 2374 nt
Organism: Sinocyclocheilus rhinocerous
Lineage: Eukaryota; Metazoa; Chordata; Actinopteri; Cypriniformes; Cyprinidae
Product: WD repeat-containing protein 36-like
Exons: 19
Coding region: 142-2280 (712 amino acids)
Biological process (GO): rRNA processing
Cellular component (GO): small-subunit processome; Pwp2p-containing subcomplex of 90S preribosome
Molecular function (GO): protein binding
Source: RefSeq, a predicted model, not a curated record
CUUUCCACACGAACCGUGUUUAGUGCAACACUGUUUGACAACAGCGGCUGCUGACACAGAAAUGUGGAGGAAACGGUAUUAAAGAUUUAUCAGGAUUGUGUGUACGGUCAGUGAAGUUUAAGAUUCUACGGGUGAAAGUACAUGAGCGACAUGUCUGCGGGAAAGAAAGGAAGCGUGAUCUUCUCUGGAUUCAGGGCGCUGGGACUUUACUCUAAUCAUCUGGCGCACGUGCUUCGCUUCCAUAAGAAACACAGAGAGUUCUAUGUGCUCACUGCAGUCGGACAGUGUUUCCACACCUAUAAUGUGAAGAAACUUGGAAUCGUUGCAGUCAGUAAUGCCCUCCCAGAAGACAUUUCAUCCCUGGCGGCAGAUCGUAUGCUUGUCUAUGCUGCAUAUGGAAAACUUAUCUGUGCUUUUGCAAAAAACAAAGAGGUUGUUCACACAUACACAGGCCAUCAAGCUGAUGUGCACUUACUUUUGCCUUUCGGAGAUCAUCUGAUUUCUGUUGACAAGGACAAUGUUGUCAUUAUUUGGGAUGUGGAGUCUGAGGACACAUAUCUGCAGAUUUCAUAUGACAAAGCAUCAUUUGAAGUCUCUGCUUUGAUGCAUCCGAGCACCUACCUGAACAAAAUCCUGUUUGGAAGCAGUCAAGGGAGUCUUCAGUUAUGGAACAUCAAAUCAAACAAACUCUUGUUCACAUUUCCUGGAUGGGCAUCUGCUGUUACUGUUCUUCAACAGACUCCAGCUGUAGAUGUUGUGGGUGUGGGUUUAGCAUCUGGGCAGAUCAUCAUUCACAAUAUCAGAUUCGAUGAAACGCUGAUGAAGUUCCAACAAGACUGGGGUCCAGUCACAGCUUUAUCCUUCAGGACAGAUGGACAUCCAAUAAUGGCUUCUGGCAGUCCUAUUGGACACAUAGGUCUGUGGGAUUUAGAGGAGAAGAAAUUUGUCACUCAGAUGCGAAAUGCUCAUACAACAGCCAUCGCUGGCCUCACGUUUCUUCAAAACGAACCCCUCCUGAUCACCAAUGGAGCAGACAAUGCCAUACGGGUGUGGAUUUUUGAUGUUGCCGGAGGGGACGGCCGUCUGCUAAGACAGCGGACUGGUCACAGCGCCCCACCAACAAAGAUUCAGCACCACGACCAGAGCAGCUUAAACAUUCUUAGUGCAGGUCAAGAUGGUACUUUGCAGUCAUUUUCAACUGUUCAUGAAAGAUUCAACAAGAGUUUGGGGCACGGCACCCUCAACAAAACAAGAGCUAAAAAGAAAGGUGUGACGAAUGACACGGCGAAACUUCCAGCCAUCACAACUUUUACAUUUAGUCCAGAUGGACGUUGGCUGAUUACAGCGUCUAUGGACUGCACCAUCAGAACAUGGGAUCUUCCAUCUGGCAGUUUGGUCGACUGUUUCCUGGUAGACGCAGCAGCCGUCAGUCUCAGUAUGUCCCCUACCGGGAACUUCCUGGCCUCUUCGCACGUUGAUGGUCUAGGUAUUUACUUAUGGUCCAACAACACACUGUGCAGUCUGGUGUCAUUGCGCCCUCUACCUGCAGACUAUGAGCCGACUGUGAUCAUGCUGCCAGGCACCUGCCCAAGCAGAGAUACAGAAGAGGAGGACGUUUUAGAUGCUGAGAGCUCUGAGAUGGCUGAGUACAUUUCACCAGCACAGCUGGAUGAACAUCUGAUCACACUCUCUCUGCUUCCUGACUCACGCUGGAAGAACCUGCUGCAUCUGGACAUCAUCAAGAAAAAGAACAAACCCAAAGAGCCUCCAAAAUUGCCCAAAGCUGCACCCUUCUUCAUUCCCACCAUUCCAGGGCUGGUGCCCCAGUUUGCACUACCCAGCACACCCUCAGAGGACCAGUCUAAAAUUGUCAACUUGGGAGUGUUGGCACAGAAGUCCACCUUCUACCUUCAGCUUGAGAACACUUUAGACAACAACUCAUAUGAGGAGCCAGUAAAGCUGUUGAGAGAGUUAGGCCCCUCUGCCAUUGAAACAGAACUUCGGUCCCUGUCACCAGAUAUGGGUGGAGAUGUCAGAGUUAUGCAGAGCUUCCUCAAGAUGAUCAGCAGCAUUCUUCAGUCCAAAAGAGAUUUCGACCUGGCUCAAGCCUACCUAGCAUUGUUCCUUAAGCUCCAUCUUCGGUUCAUCGCAGACCAGCCCGAACUGAUGGAGGAGGCAGAAAGCGUGUCGGCACACCUGGAGGAGACAUGGAUGUCCAUGCAGACGCUCCUAAAUCAGAACAUUUGUGUGUUGUCUUAUAUCAAGAGUGCACUACUGUAAAGCACAUCUCUCCAACAUAGACCUCCUUUUGCUUUUCUGAGAUGUUGCUGACUGUUUGUAUCAGACUAAAUGUUCUUGCUCUUUUUUGUUAAAA